Messenger RNA from Ciona intestinalis (vase tunicate), 1979 nucleotides. RefSeq names its product immunoglobulin superfamily member 21-like. Gene Ontology annotation, cellular component: presynaptic membrane. NCBI's taxonomy places the organism in Eukaryota, Metazoa, Chordata, Ascidiacea, Phlebobranchia, Cionidae. Gene Ontology annotation, biological process: homophilic cell-cell adhesion. The record is from RefSeq and is a predicted model, not a curated record.
CGGUAACUAAGUAAACGUAGUGGAGAUCAUUUUUCGUAAUUUAGUAUGUUUUUGUCCUGAAACCGGCCACAAAUUUCGUGAAUGGUCUUGAUUUAUACAUCAUAUUUCCGAGCCGACACUAAUCUAAUUGAAAUGGGGAUUUGUGAGCAAAUCGCUGUUCGAGCCGAUCCAAUGGCCCUUUUACACUUGAUUUAGAAACCGCGCAUAUGGUGUAGGAUCACAAGGCAGUCGAUUCAUUUGGAAAACCAUUGCUAGAGUUUAACAACAAAAACGUUUGAUCAUUUCCAGUACUGUAUAUCAAUGCAGAAUUAGUUCUGUUUAGCGAUAUGGAUUUUAAAAGCAGCAGGUGUUUCGUUUUAAUGCCGAAGUUACAAAUUAAGAGGUUUUUGUUUUUCGUCUUCGUUCUGUUGUUCAAUUCAAGUUGCUUAGUUGAAGCAGCAGUAGGUACUAAAGAAGGAAAAGUACCUUCUGCUUCAUCUUAUGUCUCCCUGUCCGUUGCAAAGGAGUUGAGAAUAUCUGAUAACCCAACGCUUCUGGUAAACGAAAAGCAGCCAGUUACUUUGGUAUGUCAGUUCUCAACAGUCGAAGGCGCCAGACUACGUGAGGUGGUAUGGUACAGAGAGUUUGAGGAUGGGACAAGUGUUAAGUUGGUGACUUACGACGCAAUUAUGAAUAUUACACAGGUUAAUACCAUAGCGCAGGAGAAUGUAAAUGGACUUGGUCCCACUUCAAUAUUAAUCAAUGCUGCUUCACCUACUGACGAUGGUUGGUAUCAAUGUCAUGUUGGAGUUUACGUUUCAAACAAUAUUGUGGAAAAAAUUGGUUAUAUUUAUCUGAAUGUACUGGUUCCCCCUAGCGACGUGUUCAUAUUGGCUCCUGGAGCAAUCGAAGAAAAUCAGUUGCUACGUCAUAACUUCAGUCUGGUGUGCAGGGUCGAGCGUUCAAAACCUGCCGCAGAUUUAAUUUUUACCCGAAACGGACUUAUUAUACCAGAACAAGAACACAUCAACUCGUCUGGUUUGAUCGAAGAAAUGGCAGGAACUCUGGGCGACUUAAUUGCCUCUAAAGACUUCAUCAACAUGAACGUGGUCAUCACCACUGGCAACAUAGAUCUUUCCGGAAGCUGGGAUUCGGAUGUUGUUCCGUAUACGAUGAUUCAUAUAAAGGCUCAAAUUGCUGGUACCAAACUGUGGGAGAGUAGCAGUUACUUGCUGUGGACGUUACGCCCUGAGCAUGACACCAAUGCUGAAUACGGUUGUCAGGCUCAGCACGAGAGCUUGGACGGCGCCAAGACCGCUGAAAGAGUUUUAAGUAUGUUUGUUCCAGAGGCGCCACGGGAAGAUUGGCUGGUUAUUGACACUAAACCGUCGGCACCUGUUUACGGGGAUAACGUUAUUUUACAACUACGGAGUCAAUUGCUGGAGAAUCUAUUUCCGAGGCCUGUGCUGCUGUGGACGAACAAUAUUGGUUCAAUUGCAAACGGGAAGAAGUUCUUUGUUGGGAACAAAUUAUACCUGCGAAAAGCAUAUCAAAAUAACACAGUGUAUAAAGUACAAGCAUUUAACGCACUUGGUACAGCGUCGACUACUAAGAAACUUGUGCUUAAAAAACGCCCGCCAGGGUACAAAUCAAGCAUAAAAAAUCGGAACAACGCGUCAACUAUGUCACAAGGCAAAGAGUUUUUAAUGAUUUUUGUUACCAGCUUUGCUGUUCUAUUUUCAACUUAUUUGCUCUAAAACGUCUCAAAAAUUUGACAAGAACUGUGAAAAGAUGUCACUGGCAUACAGUGGUCGAAUGCCUUCGUACAAAUGACAUUGUAUGCAGGGAAAUUCUUACUGCAUUCUUCAUUUACACGAUAUCUAAUUACUCCGCGACUUCAAAGUUGUGUUUUUAUUGCUAUGAUGAAAAAUGAGGCUGCAAUUAGAAAGCCAUUGCAGAAUUCGUUUAAUUUUACAACGGUAAUAAAAUCGUUUCCACGA